UGGUAUUUUUGUUAUAUCUGAGAAUAGCUGAGAGGGAGAAUAUAGAGCAUGUUUCCACACUCUGCUGAGGAGUCAGUCUGCCUUUUCUAUUGCAGUGAUGAGAGCUUGAUGAAUGCUUUACACUGAGCUGCUGCGGCUGUGGGAUGAGGCGGUGCAGGCAGUGGACACAAAGGACUGGCAAGGAGCUUUGGCCAAACUCCAACAGAUCAGUGAACCCACAUCUCGCACUCUGUUCAACGCUGCCUCAGCUCACCUGGCUCUUGGACAGCUGGACCUGGCCCUGAAGGCAUUAGACCUCACCAUUGCCAAGGACGAACGUCUUGCUGUUGGUUUCUUCCAAAGAGCAGCAGUGUUGCUGCAGAUUGACAGGUUGGAGGAGGCGCUGUCAGACUGUAUCUGGGCACAGAAGCACAUGAGAGGAAACAUGGUCAUUGACUACAAACAGCUAGGACUGCGAUUUAAACUCUACAGCUGGCAGGUGUUAUAUAAUGCUGCAGCUGUGUACUGUCAGAUGGGCCAGUGGGAGAAGGCCAGAGAGGUUCUGCUAUCAGCCUCCCAAGAGAGAGGAGGAAGUCGAGGGGGAAACAUAGAGGUGGCUUUGGACAGCAUCCUGAAGAAGGAUGUCCUGCCCCCUCUCCUGGUCCCUGAGGGUGUGGUGUUUCGUCCUAGGAAACAGGAUGUGGAGCAGCUGCAGCAAAGAGACUUCCUGGGCAAAGCAAAGGUGAUUUCCUCCAUGAUUCCGAAUGAUGAUUUUGGAGGCUUUGAACCUCUGAGGCUGCAGAAACCUGGUUUCUAUGAGCCCAAGGUGGAUGGAGCGCAGGAUUCUCGAUACAUGCGUGUGCGGACCCCUUACAUGGCUCGGGGCCCAGGACAGUUGACCGUGCCGGGAGGGGCCAUGGUGUUUUUAUUUGGCGAGGAAGACAGGGAUGGCAUGGCAACUGUCAUAUAUGACGGACAGAGAGGACUUCUUCCAAUGUCCCUGCUUGAAUCUGCAGAUGUCAAGACAUCCAAAGGGAAAAAGGAGAAUAGAGUUCCCAGUGGAAUCCCCCUCCCACCAGGACUCAAGCCACCCACUCGCCCAAAGCCGCAGCCCAGCCCUGCACCCUCUCCUCAGGUACAUUUUACCUCAGACACUCCACCUCCAUCCUACACUGCCACCCAUGCAGUGCUGCCAGCCUCAGAGCCUCCCAAGUACACAGCCAACUCAUCCAGUGACCAGCACACUGGUAAAGCUCAGGGAGCAGAGGCGGGCUCUGUGGUGGUGAAGGUCCACUAUACUUACACUGUUGCUCUGUCUGUUCCUCUGGAGACAUCGCAUUAUGACUUAAAGGAAAGCAUCGCACAGAAAUUGGGCCAGCCAGCGUCUCAUCUGCGCCUCAGAUAUAAACAACAUGGCUCCCGGGUGCUGAUACCUCUGGAUGGGGAGGUGGAGCGAGGCCUCAUUGUGCAGGAGGUGGCUGAGGCCGGCAGAGCCACCCUUUGGUGCCAGAAAGAGGACCCCCUGCACAACCGUAUCAUGCUCUACCAGAUGGUGGCUCUGUAUGAUUACGCUGCUCAGGGCCCAGAGGACCUGGAGUUCAGCGAAGGAGACACCAUUGACAUCCUGGGUGAAGUUAAUGAGGAGUGGUUGGAGGGACAUUGUGCAGGAAAUAUCGGCAUCUUCCCCAGCUGCUUUGCCUACAGGGAGAAUGGCAACAUCACCCAGAGCCUCGAGUUAUAGAAAUAGACAUGUUACUGUAUAGUCAUCUCUAAUAAACAUAUUAACCUAUGA
Molecule: messenger RNA, 1771 nt
Organism: Micropterus dolomieu (smallmouth bass)
Lineage: Eukaryota; Metazoa; Chordata; Actinopteri; Centrarchiformes; Centrarchidae
Product: NADPH oxidase activator 1-like
Exons: 16
Coding region: 113-1720 (535 amino acids)
Biological process (GO): superoxide anion generation
Molecular function (GO): superoxide-generating NADPH oxidase activator activity; protein binding
Source: RefSeq, a predicted model, not a curated record